This is a messenger RNA of Closterium sp. NIES-67, 255 nucleotides long. The record is from the annotation of a GenBank genome assembly. NCBI's taxonomy places the organism in Eukaryota, Viridiplantae, Streptophyta, Zygnematophyceae, Desmidiales, Closteriaceae.
UGUUGAGAUGGCCCUUGCUACUGAGACCGUUGCGGCCACCUCAGCUUAUGCUCGUCAGGGUAGGGGACACCGGGCCAGGGGGGGGGGUGGGGGGCAUGGCAGCGGGAGGGGUGGUGGGGGUGGCGGAGGAGGCGGAGGUGGCGACGGUGGUGGAGGGGACGGUGGUGUAGACGAGGGGACCGGGGCUAAUGCCCCGGUGCAGCAGCAGGAGCAACAGCAGCAGUAGCCCCAGCAGCAGCAGCACUUGCAGCAGCU